CCUCAUCCAUUCGUCCUCCAUUCAUUGCCACAUCAAACACAAGGCCCAAAUUACCAAAAUUUUCCCCGACCUCACACUCGCAACCACUAUCGCUCAUCAAUCCCUUGCUCCGAUGGCUACGGUUCUCGAUUCCCUCACUCUUCCCUGUUCUUCCGCCUUGGCUUCCACUGCUUUCUCCGGCCGUCGGAGCUCCGUCGCCCUCCCGCAGUACAGAGGCUUGAAGAUCGGUCACAGUUUAACUUCCCAGUCUAUAAGAUCUGCGAGAUCUAAUGCCAGAUUUGCUCAGCGUUCUGGAAGAAUCGUCUGCGAAGCUCAGGAAACUGCUGCCAUUGUACCUGCUGCUUCAGAAGCUACCUGGGAUUCACUGGUUCUUAAAUCCGAAUUACCCGUCCUAGUCGAAUUCUGGGCUCCAUGGUGCGGUCCUUGCCGCAUGAUUCAUCCGAUCGUUGACGAACUAUCUAAACAGUAUGCUGGUAAGUUCAAAUUUUACAAGGUGGAUACUGAUAGCAACUCUGGUGUUGCAUCCCGAUAUGGUAUCAGAAGCAUACCAACUGUCAUUAUCUUCAAAGAUGGUGAGAAAAAGGAGGCAAUAAUAGGUGCAGUUCCCAAAGCAACUUUGACUGCCAGCAUUGAAAAAUUCUUGUAGAGAUGGCUGAUGAUGAGGUUUAAGCUGCUUUCCCACAAUUUCCUUAUUUUAGCCUCUGAUAUCUGAAGAUGAAUUCUCUACUCUGGAAAUAAACUCUCCUCUUUUGUUUACAUAUAGUUCUUGAUGUCUCUGUAUCUUCUUUAGAUUGUAUUUAUUGCUGCAAUACUGUUCCUAUGAAUGCAUCUUUCUUUAUAGAAU
Molecule: messenger RNA, 844 nt
Organism: Cucurbita moschata (crookneck pumpkin)
Lineage: Eukaryota; Viridiplantae; Streptophyta; Magnoliopsida; Cucurbitales; Cucurbitaceae
Product: thioredoxin
Exons: 2
Coding region: 113-646 (177 amino acids)
Cellular component (GO): cytoplasm
Molecular function (GO): protein-disulfide reductase activity; oxidoreductase activity, acting on a sulfur group of donors, disulfide as acceptor
Source: RefSeq, a predicted model, not a curated record